This is a messenger RNA of Penicillium bovifimosum, 825 nucleotides long. RefSeq names its product DNA 5'-adenosine monophosphate hydrolase. Gene Ontology annotation, cellular component: nucleus. The transcript is spliced from 2 exons. Gene Ontology annotation, molecular function: DNA 5'-adenosine monophosphate hydrolase activity; single-strand break-containing DNA binding; mismatched DNA binding. Lineage: Eukaryota; Fungi; Ascomycota; Eurotiomycetes; Eurotiales; Aspergillaceae. The record is from RefSeq and is a predicted model, not a curated record. Gene Ontology annotation, biological process: single strand break repair; double-strand break repair. Bases 1 to 825 code for a protein of 274 amino acids.
AUGUCCGGAGAGCACUCUAACACAAGCAAGGGCGUUCCAAAGGAGCCUGGAACAUCGGAGAAAAGAAACGCUUUCACCGAACUUCUAGCUCCCAAAAGCAAGCAACCCAAACCCACCCCCAAAGCUCCAUCUGAUCGCCAUGCGACGAAAGGUAGAGCUGUCUUCGGCGCCCGAGAUGGACUUGGAGUUUACAUUGCGAAGCCAGAAACAUAUGGCCCCGACGUUGUAGUCUACCACAAUGAAGACUUUGUGGCAAUCCAUGACAUGUUUCCGAAGUCGUCGCUACACCUUUUACUCCUACCCCGCGACGAGUCCAAAACGCGACUGCACCCAUUCGAAGCCUUUGAGGACAUCGAGUUCCUGGCAAAAGUGAAGGCUGAAGCCUGCAAACUCCGCACCUUAGCAGCAGGUGAGCUGCGACGCAAAUAUGGCAAAGACUCCGAGCAGGAGCAGGCGAGACAGGCCGCGCUGAGCGCCGAUCCGCCGCCUAACGAGUUACCCCAGGGUCGAGAUUGGGAACAAGAGAUCAUGGUCGGAGUGCAUGCCGUACCUUCUAUGAACCAUCUGCAUGUCCAUGUGUUAUCGGUGGAUAGGUACAGUGACCGUUUAAAACACCGGAAACACUACAAUAGCUUUUCGACGCCGUUCUUCGUGCCACUCGAGGAGUUCCCGCUGGCAGAAGAUGAUAUGCGACGGAGGCCGACAGAAGAAGGGUAUCUGAAACGAGACUUCAUUUGCUGGCGCUGUGAUAAAUCCUUUGGAAACCGGUUUGUGGAUUUGAAGCAACAUUUGGCGCAGGAGUUUAAGGAAUGGAAGAAAUUGUGA